Adineta steineri is the source of this 2337-nucleotide messenger RNA. The record is from the annotation of a GenBank genome assembly. Lineage: Eukaryota; Metazoa; Rotifera; Eurotatoria; Adinetida; Adinetidae.
AUGGUUGACAAUCCAAAUCGAUUAAAUUUAAUUUGUUUACGUAAAAUUUCAUCGUUAUUAAAAUCUGAUCAAUUAUUAUGGAAAAAAUAUAUUGAAGAACGAGUUGUUAAAAUUUAUUGCGAAGAAAAUAAUCAAUCUAUAUUAAAUCUAAAUGAUCAACAAAAACGUAAACAUCGUCGUGGUGAAUCAUUUCGAAUAGAUGAUGAUGAUGAUGAUGAUAAUGAAUCAAAUAUGGAAACAAUACAUUGUUUACAUCAUAAUCAAAAUUUUUUUAUUGAAUAUUUUCUUCAUGGUUAUUGUCCAUUAAAUUCAAUAUUAUCUGAACAGCUUGCUAAUUAUUUAGUAGCACAUGAUCAAUUGAAUGAUUUUACUUUAACACUUUUUUCAUCAAAUGUAACAUGUUUAAAACGAUUAGUAAUUAAUAUAAAAUAUUUAAGUCGAUUACAAUGUCAUAUACUUAAUCAACAUCCAAAUUUAAUUGAAUUAGAACUUAUUUUUAAGGAUUCAAAUUUAAAUCGAACAAAUAAUAUGACAAAUGAAAUAUUUUAUCAACAUAUAUGUCCUUCGAUAUAUUCAGAAUUUGAUGAAAUAUUUACUAUAUAUAGUCCAUUUAUAUUAAAUUAUAUAAAUUCAAAAUUACAAAAUGAAUCAAGACGAUCAUCUGUAUCUAGUAAAACUAAUUUAUUACAAAAUUUACCAAAUUCAUCAGAUGAAUUUUUACAUCAUAAAUUAUUAAGUGAAAUUUUUAGUAAUUUACAUCCAACAACAAUUGAAAGAUUGAAAAUCUUAAGUCUUUCGCAUUAUAAAUUUUUUGCUGCUUCUCAAUCAACUGCUUCAAGAAAAUAUUCACUUGCUGAUAUGUCACCAUUAACAAAAUGUACGACAACUUCAUCUUCAACAAUGACAACACCUGCAAUAAAUUCAAUUCCAAUGAAUCUUCGUUUAUUAUUAAAAUUUACUAAUUUAACAUCGUUAAAUUUAAGUGGAACAGAUAUUAAGAAUCCAUGUUUUGAUAUAAUUAUAAAUUCAUUAGAAAACUUAGAUACAUUUGAUUUAUCAUCAUGUCGUUCAAUAAAAUUCUUUCAUUCAUUAUUAAAAUUAUCAUUAAAAUUAAAAUGGCUUAAUUUAUAUAAUUGUUGUUUUAAUAUGCAACAAAAUCCAACUAUUUAUCAUAUAUUAUAUCAAUUAAAAUAUCUUGAAUAUUUAGAUAUAAGUAAUGAUAGUACAAUAAAUGAUAAUGACAAUAAUAAUAAUAAUAAUAAUCCUAUAAUUGAUAAUGAAAAUGAUAUAAAUAAAUUUUUAUGUCAAAUUAAUUGUUUACCACGUUUAAAACAUUUCGAUGUAAGUGGACAAAAAACAAUAUCAUCAAUAGCAUUACAUAAAUUUUUAUUAAAUCAUUUAAAUUUACAAUUUCUUGGAUUAUUUCUAACAAAUGAAAAAUAUUCUUCAUGUAUAUUUGAUUUAAAUGAUCGAUGUUAUUCAAAAUAUCGUCAUUAUACAUAUGAUUAUCAUCAUAUAUCAACAGUAACAUUAACAGAAAAUGAUUUAAUAGUAUAUGAACCUUAUCUUAUCGAAGCAUUAAAACGUUAUCGUGAACGUGUUGGUUUUAUACAAAAAAUUCUUUAUAAUAUUUUUUUUCUUACACGUUCAUUUCAUUCAAAACAACAAAAUCUUCUCAUUGAACUUACACUUCAUAUUAUGUCAAUACAUCCAAAUAUACAAUCAGUGCAAAUGGCAUCAACAGCAUGUAUAUAUAAUUUAACACGUUCACCUAUAACAGAUCAAAUACAUGUAAAAUAUUUGGCACAAAUUGUUCAAGCAAUAAUGAAUGUUAUGGAAACAUUUCCAAAUCAUCAACAAUUACAAAAAAAUUGUCUAUUAACAUUAUGCAGUGAUAGAAUUUUACAUGAACCACAUUUUAAAUUUUAUUUACUGGCAACAUUAGUUAUGCAUAAUCUACAGAACAAUACUGAUUUAGCUACUAUACAACCUGGUGUCGCUAUUUUAUCAUUAUUAACAACAAGGAUUAUAAAACAAAAAAUGGCAACACGAGGUCCACAAACAAAAGUACAGAAAGUAAUGGUUCAACCUAUUAAUUUAAUUUUUCGUUAUUUACAAAAUCGUUCACGUAUACAAGUUUGGUUAUAUGAACAAAGUUCAACACGUAUUGAAGGAUAUAUUAUUGGUUUUGAUGAAUAUAUGAAUUUAGUUUUGGAUGAUGCUGAAGAAAUUUUAAUAAAAAAAAAUCAACGAAAAAAAAUUGGAAGAAUUUUACUUAAAGGUGAUAAUAUUAGUUUAAUUCAACAAGUGCAAACAACAGGCGCACAAACAAAAUGA